Paracoccidioides lutzii Pb01 is the source of this 441-nucleotide messenger RNA. RefSeq lists its product as hypothetical. The record is from RefSeq and is a predicted model, not a curated record. The transcript is spliced from 2 exons. Bases 1 to 441 code for a protein of 146 amino acids.
AUGGGAAUACCAGAGGCCCGUGUCACGCAGACAGUCGACUCUGUUCCUACCAAUGCAUGUCGCUCAAAAUUGAGGUCCUCUGACCACGGGAAUUCGAAGAGCUUGACAGGUUCUCUUCACAAUACUGCCACCACCACCACCACCACCACCACCACCACCAACCACUACCACUACCAUCAUCCCCCUCACCAUCACCAUCACCAUCACCACUACAAUCACGACCGCGAUAUCGUCUCUAUCACGCCAGCCAAACAGGCCACUGCUGCAUCUCAUAACAGAUCAGUCUUCCCCUUGAUGACUCGGGACUGCUCAUCGUGCGACUUGCGCUCAGUACCCGGUACGCAACAGCACAGUAAGGAAACUCCGGAUCAAUGCCAAGACGGCCAGCUACGUUUUCCAGUCACGAAGCGAGGCCAGAAGAAUAGCCAAAUGCUGGCUUAA